This is a messenger RNA of Capsicum annuum, 870 nucleotides long. RefSeq names its product gibberellin-regulated protein 6. The record is from RefSeq and is a predicted model, not a curated record. Lineage: Eukaryota; Viridiplantae; Streptophyta; Magnoliopsida; Solanales; Solanaceae. The transcript is spliced from 3 exons. Bases 252 to 566 code for a protein of 104 amino acids.
UAAAAUGAGCAAAUGUCCCCAUUGAGCUUGAGGGGCAUAAUAGGAAGACGACUACAAAUUCAGAUCAAAUCUUUAUAGCAUCUUUUACUUAAAUAAUUAUUUGAUCCCAUCAAGCCAAAAGGGGUCUAUUUAUAGUCCAAACUUCAUAGCACUUCUCAUCACUCACUCUUACAUAAACACUUCACAAAAAAAAAAAAAAAAACUCUCUUUGUACUCUGUUCUUUUGCUUUCUGCUUAAGCAAAAAUCAGCAAUGGGGAAACUAGUUUCAUUUUUCCUUUUGGCCCUCAUUGCCAUUUCCAUGGUUGCAGCCACUGUUCUUGCUGCUGAUGCCCAGUACCACAUUGCUCGUUCAAGGUAUGGUCCAGGGAGCUUGAAGCCAUCACAAUGCCUGCCACAAUGUACGAGGAGAUGUAGCAAGACACAGUACCACAAGCCAUGCAUGUUCUUCUGUCAGAAAUGCUGCAAGACAUGCCUAUGUGUUCCUCCUGGUUUCUAUGGAAACAAAGGUGUUUGCCCUUGCUACAACAACUGGAAGACCAAGGAAGGAGGACCCAAGUGCCCUUGAAACAAAAUUUUAGUACCAACAUUAAUGCUACUCUAAUAGGUCACCCUAAGUUAAAUUGAUAAUGUUGUUUGUUGGUCUUCUUGUUCCCAUUACUGCUGGUAUAUUUGUAUUGUCUGAAUCAUGCCUUUUUUUAUUUACUUUUUGUGUUCAAAGUGUUGCUUUUACUCUUAUCUAUGUAAUAUGCUCCUUUGGGCAGAAUACUUUUGUUUUGUCCUAUAUGAGAGCUGUUUGACAAAUUCUUUUGUUGGUCUCUAUUGUUAUGUUUUUACUCUUUUCUAAUACAUAACAAUAACCGUCUUGUCCA